AUGGGCGGUAUCACUUUCCUCAUGUUCCUCGUGACAGCCGUCACCGGCGUGCUCCUGAUGUUCUAUUACCGUCCAACAGCUGAAUACGCUUUCCACGAUGUCCAGUACCUCGAAUUUGACAUUCCGUUCGGGAUGCUCCUGCGGAACAUGCACCGCUGGGCAGCGCAUGGGAUGGUUAUCUCGGUGAUGCUACACAUGUUCAGGGUUUUCUUGACCGGUUCCUAUAAGAAACCUCGAGAAUUCAAUUGGGGGGUCGGUGUCAUCUUAUUACUCGUGACAUUUUUCCUGAGUUUUACGGGCUAUCUGUUGCCGUGGGAUCAGUUGGCGUUUUGGGCUGUGACUGUCGGGACGAACAUGGCACGUGCAACACCGGUUUUGGGGCAUGAAGGUCCAUUUGCUCCGCAAAACAUCACACAAUCGAACGACGUCCGAUUCGCACUGCUGGCGGGUACAAUCGUAGGGCCCUCAACGUUAUUGAGGUUCUAUAUUUUACACUGCGUUGCGGUGCCGCUAUUGGCAAGCGUCCUGAUGGCUUUACAUUUCUGGCGGGUCCGUAAAGAUGGCGGUAUCUCUGGACCUCUAUAG
Messenger RNA from Geodia barretti, 585 nucleotides. NCBI's taxonomy places the organism in Eukaryota, Metazoa, Porifera, Demospongiae, Tetractinellida, Geodiidae. The record is from the annotation of a GenBank genome assembly.